AUGGUUGAGUCCGCUGAAGAGACAGGACGCAGGUUGGAAAUGCAGCCGGGCAUGCAGGCUCCUUACUCCCUGGAGAUGGGCUCCUUCCCUCACUUCUAUUCCCCUGUUCAUGCCAGCUCCACAUCUGUGAGCCCAUCAUCAAGCCUUUCCACAGGAAAUUCAGUGGACGGGCACCACAACUACCUCGAGGCGCCUGCGAACGCCUCCCGGGCGCUGCCGUCCCCCAUGAACCCCAUUGGGUCUCCAGUGAAUGCUCUGGGCUCGCCCUACAGAGUCAUUGCCUCCUCCAUUGGCUCACACCCUGUUGCUCUGUCCUCAGCCCCAGGCAUGAAUUUUAUGACACACGCCAGCCCACAGCUCAACAUCCUGAACAAUGUCAGCAGCUCAGAGGAUGUCAAGCCCUUGCCAGGUCUCCCGGGGAUUGGGAACAUGAAUUAUCCAUCUACAAGCCCAGGAUCCUUAGCCAAACACAUCUGUGCCAUCUGUGGGGACAGGUCCUCAGGGAAACACUAUGGGGUGUACAGCUGUGAGGGCUGCAAAGGCUUCUUUAAGAGGACAAUCCGGAAGGAUCUGAUCUACACCUGCCGUGACAACAAGGACUGUCUCAUCGACAAGCGCCAACGCAACCGCUGCCAGUACUGCCGCUAUCAGAAGUGCCUCGCCAUGGGGAUGAAGAGGGAAGCUGUGCAGGAGGAGAGGCAGAGGAGCAGGGAGCGGAGCGAGAACGAGGCCGAGUCCACAAGCAGUGGCAGUGAGGACAUGCCUGUGGAGAGGAUCCUGGAAGCUGAGCUGGCUGUCGAACCCAAGACGGAGGCCUACAGCGACAUGAACACAGAGAGCUCAACAAAUGACCCUGUCACCAACAUAUGCCAUGCAGCUGACAAGCAGCUCUUCACACUUGUCGAGUGGGCCAAGAGAAUCCCCCACUUCUCUGACCUGACUCUGGAGGACCAAGUCAUUCUCCUCCGGGCAGGCUGGAACGAGCUGCUCAUUGCCUCUUUCUCCCAUCGCUCCGUGUCAGUGCAAGACGGCAUCCUCCUGGCCACGGGCUUGCACGUGCAUCGCAGUAGUGCUCACAGUGCUGGUGUGGGCUCCAUAUUUGACAGGGUUUUGACAGAGCUGGUGUCCAAAAUGAAAGACAUGCAGAUGGAUAAGUCGGAGCUGGGGUGCCUGCGAGCCAUUGUCCUGUUCAACCCAGAUGCAAAGGGUUUGUCCAGCCCCUCAGAAGUGGAAUCACUGCGGGAGAAGGUCUAUGCCACGCUGGAAGCCUACACCAAGCAGAAGUACCCUGAGCAGCCAGGGCGGUUCGCCAAACUCCUCCUGCGCCUGCCAGCACUGAGGUCCAUCGGGCUGAAGUGCCUGGAGCACCUCUUCUUCUUCAAGCUGAUUGGGGACACUCCCAUUGACACCUUCCUCAUGGAGAUGCUGGAGACACCCCUGCAGGUCACUUGAGGGUCUGGCUCCACUCUGGCCAGACUCUGGCCUCCCCAUGCCCCUGCACAGCCUCUCAACCCUCUACUCUGAGCCUGUGAGAGCUCAAGAGAUGUCCUACACCCUCCACUCCUCCUUGGUGGGAUUGUUGUGGUUUUGUACAGCUGUAAAUCAGCCCCUGUAACCCUGUCUGACCAUGGGGGGUAUCACAGAUCCUCUGACCAUUCCUCUGCCCCCCUGUACAGAUAAUUGCUUUAAAUUAUUUUUUCACUCUCAAUAAAAGCCAACAAAACAAAUAAAAUAAUAUAUGAGAGAGGCACUGAUUGGAGCUGGCAGAGCAGUGUCCUCUCUUGCUGUGGUCACAGGUCCAGCUUGGGAUGGGGCUGAGGGAUCCUCCAGAGACUCUUGAGCAGCCCAAAUCAGGGCAGGAACACUACUCAAGAUAAUGCUGCUUGUGCUGUUGGGGACAGUCCUUUGGCCAAGAGAGAACACACAUUGUUGCUCCUUGCUCCUGCUAAGGAAAAACCUGGAGAAACUUGCUGCUUUGGACCAGAACAUUUCAAUCCACCACCUUAGAAAGAAACUCUUGGACUCUUUUUGAAGUGAUUUAAAAAGUGACUUUGUAAUGUGCUUUUUCUUUUCUAAGCUAGUCCAGCCACUGAAGGAAGAACUGAAAUGCUUCAUUUUGGUCCAGGUGGAGUACAUUGAGGUAACCCAAACAUGGUGUGUUCAUGGACAAUUUUAACUUUCCUGAAGCUUCAUGGAUCCUGUUCUCAGGAAACCUUUUAUUUCUGUCUGUAUUUUUGCAGUGGAAUUGGGCUCUUCAACCCCUAAUUUCUAAUCUCAUACCUCCAUGAGUAAAACUUGCAGAGAGAGGAAGCACAAGACACUCUAGCAAAACCUGCUUCAAAGGUCUGCCUGUUUUUUCCCCUCCUCACAUGGCACUGCUGGAGCUUCCCAUCGCACUGAGCUAACCAGAGUCAAACGAGUUAAAGAUGUGAAUUUGUUCAAUACGCUGAGCUUAUCCUGGUGGGAAAACAUCCUCCCAGGAACCCAGCAAAACUGCCUGUAUUAUUAUUCAUAAAACAGGUGUAGUGUUAAGUGAUCUGCCCCUUCUGACCCUCUCAGCAGACAGUGCAGUGAGAUGCAGCCGUGCUUUGUCUGUCCGCAUGACAGAUUGCAACUCUGCUGCUCGGCGACUCGGGGAGCUUCGAGGGAAAGGAGUAGUGAUAACAGGAAAGAAAGAAAGAAAGGAGGAUAAAAAUGGAACAUUUUUUUAAAAAUUACCACACGGGGACAUGAUUCAUUCUCCAGUAUUUCAUUGUGAAAAGGACAAAGAACCAAAAAUGCAGGAGAAAGAAACAAAAAUCCAAAAUUAUGAAAACUGUUAUUUUUUUUCUACACUGGAAAAAACAGGGAGCAUUUCAAAAGAGGUGAAAAACAUUGACUUAAGGAGAUAUUUUUAAUUGAAAAGGUGAUUUUUCCAUUAAAGGGAGAGUGUUUAAAAACAUAAA
Messenger RNA from Apus apus (common swift), 2945 nucleotides. It is a transcript of the gene RXRG, whose product is annotated as retinoid X receptor gamma. Gene Ontology annotation, cellular component: nucleus; RNA polymerase II transcription regulator complex. The transcript is spliced from 10 exons. The record is from RefSeq and is a predicted model, not a curated record. NCBI's taxonomy places the organism in Eukaryota, Metazoa, Chordata, Aves, Apodiformes, Apodidae. The coding region runs from base 1 to 1452 and encodes 483 amino acids. Gene Ontology annotation, biological process: positive regulation of transcription by RNA polymerase II; retinoic acid receptor signaling pathway; cell differentiation. Gene Ontology annotation, molecular function: nuclear steroid receptor activity; nuclear receptor activity; zinc ion binding.